Molecule: messenger RNA, 2956 nt
Organism: Phaethon lepturus (White-tailed tropicbird)
Lineage: Eukaryota; Metazoa; Chordata; Aves; Phaethontiformes; Phaethontidae
Gene: FAM135B
Product: family with sequence similarity 135, member B
Exons: 8
Source: RefSeq, a predicted model, not a curated record
AUGCAGAAACUCUAUUCUUACCCCGUCAAUGACCAGCAGUGGACUAAGUUACAAAUUGUUCAUGUUUCUCCACGGUCAUGCAACAAUGCAGGUCCUAUCCUGGUGCCCUUGUGCAGCCCAUAUGCUGGCAGCUUUUAUGUCCCAUCUGAAAACUGCAUGCAGCACGCAUACAAAUGGCAUAAGGACCUCUGUCGUCUUCUCUUGAAUGCUCAAAGAGGACUUCAUAUGUACUACACCCUCAUCAUGAAGGAGAUUCCUGAUUUACCACAGCUGAAGUUGGAGGAACUAUCUGUGGAAGAGACGUUAUCACAUCUUUGUAUGGAGCUGCAGCUGCUGAGCAAUCCGGAGAAGAUAGCAGAACAGAUAAGCAAGGACCUCUCCUGGCUUUGCUCCCACCUCCUGGCCCUGUGGACCCAGUUCCUGGAGGUGGCAACUCUCCAUCCAGAAGUCACAGCUUAUCUGACUCAGGAACAUCACAUGUUAAGGGUGAGGAGAUUCUCAGAAGCCUUCUUCUACACCGAACACCAGAAACUUGCUGUGCUCACAUUCCAGGAAGGCCUGAUCCAAAGCCAUGGACAGAUUUCUACAGAAAUUCGUAAUUCGGAGUACUUCACCAGCAUGCCCCCGCUUCCAGCAGAAUGCCUCGACAUAGAUGGGGACUGGAACACGCUCCCAGUUAUCUUUGAAGAUAGGUACAUGGAUACGCCUUGCAAAGAUCAGAAUUUGGAAGUUUUCCCAGAUUUUGAGGUUCCUGCAAACACCCAAAUGGAUGUAAUAGAUGACAAUGAAGAUUUUACAUCAAAUGAUGCCACUGCAGUAAUGAAAGGAGACUUUGGGAAAGGUACUCUGAUAAUACACACAGAUAGGAUAAAUGGGAAUCCCUCCUGCAUACGCAGUGGUACUGAAGGUGCUGCUUAUACAGCUGAGGGUUUAAACCAGCACUCCACGUCUCAGGUAUGUACAGUGAACAAAGGCAGCCAAAGGAAACCUGAAAAUAUUUUUGUUUCAAGUAAGGAAACUAAUUCUGACUCAGAUCUAGGCAAUACAGAAUGCACAUCAGAAGACUUUAAAGCAUCCGAGGAAGUUUUAUUAAAAGGCAAUAGACUUGUGGCAGAUGUUACAUACGAAGAUAUGAAACCUAGCAAUAAGGAUUCCCACAAAAGUGAGCCUGUGUUAAUUGUCAGUGCUCAGUAUGAGUGCGGAGCAUGUGGAACUGAUGGCUUAGAAAGCAGGACUGAAAUACAUAAAGCAGCCAAAUCUGGCCACCCCGAGAAUAAUUUUGCUUCAUCUGAGCUUGCACUGAAUGAAUUAACCAGUCUUGAAAAAACAGGAGAUCCAGACACCAAGACUCUGCUCCCUGUUUUGAAAGCUUUGCCCACCCACAGCUUUGAAGUGAAAUUGUUCACAAAGGAGCAACGAGGUGAGGAGUGUGAAGAAUUUACCCUGAUGUCAGGGGUUAUAAAAAGAUCCUCCUCUAUAAUAUCCGAUUCAGGCAUUGAAAGUGAACCAAGUUCAGUGGCAUGGUCUGAUGCUCGUAGCCGGGCACUGGAGCUGCCCGGUGAUCGAGAGAUCCUGCACCACUUGGUACGAAGACACGUCAUCCACCGAAAUUCCCUGGAGGGUGGCCAAACAGAAAGCAAUACGAGCUUGCCCAGUGGGAUCCAAGCGUCGCUCACAUCCAUUAGCUCUUUGCCCUUUGAGGAAGAGGAGAGGGAAGUGGAGCUUACCAAGCUGACCAAAUCUGUCUCUGCUCCUCAGAUCAGUAGUCCAGAAGAGCCUGGGGAGGAGGUCGAUAUAUCCAAACACAGUGAAGCAACCUCAGGAGAUUCAGGAGGAAAUUUAAAAAGUUGCACAGAAACACAGAGUGGAGAUGGGCAAUUAGUCGUGGACUUUUCUGAGUGUCAGAUAACCACUGGAAGUGGACAACUAGAAGGAAGAGGAUAUCCCAAACCCUCUGCCAAACACAGUAGCAGUAACAUUGAGUUACAAGGGGAGGAGGAGAAGGAAGGUUUUCCAGAGACUUACUGUAGUUUGGAAAGUGCAAGACUACCCGUUUGUCCAAAGCAGCUCAGAGAUAACGUCUCUGAAUGCCAGUCACUGGAGAGCAAUAGUGAGUGCAGCUUAAAAACACCAAGGGCUUGUAAUUACUUGGAGAAAAAUAUCGAUAAGUUUGAUACAUGCAUCGAGGAUCUAAAAGAUAAACUUAAGCCGGAUGGUUUAAAAAUACAACAAGGCUUUUACUCCAAUAGCAGAACUUCAGGAGAGGAGAGUUUCCCACAAAGCAUAAAGCUGGUACCAGAUUUUUGCUAUCCUGUUCCAGCUCCUUCAGAGACCUCAACUGAGUUUGGCUUAAUGCAAGGAGAGUGUGGAAGCUCUCUUGCUGAUGAGAGCCCGGCAGUGUAUGCAGAAAUGCAGGGGUUGCAAGAAAUUGAGCUCGACGACUCACCUGCCUCAGCAGACCCUGCUGCAGGAUCCUACCAGGCUGAAUAUCCUCAGAAACUCGAGAGCCGAGAGCAUAAACUUGUGGCUAAUGGCACCGGCUUUCAUUCAAUGACGACGGAGGGAGUAGCACUGGAAAGCAGAAAGGCUGUUGAUGUGGUUAAUCUGUCUGUCUCUUGCACAGCCACGUGUCUUCCCUUUUCUUCUGUGCUCAAAGAGACCCCUGCUAUGGUGGGCUUCUCUGCAAAGCAGGCUGCGUUCCCCAUCACACACCAGCCUCUGGGCUCUUUUGGAGUUGUCUCUUCCAGUUCAAAUGAGGAGGAUGAAGAGACCAAUGAAAGGAUGCUGAAUUUUUAUCAGGCCAAAGAAAAAUUUAAAAAAGAAAUGAAGAUUGAAGGAUUUCUGUACAGUGACGUAUCUGUACUAGCUUCUGAUAUCCCAUAUUUCCCACCAGAGGAAGAGGAAGAAAAUUUGGAAGAUGGAAUUCACCUGGUUGUCUGUGUCCAUGGACUGGAUG